Messenger RNA from Diversispora eburnea, 624 nucleotides. Lineage: Eukaryota; Fungi; Glomeromycota; Glomeromycetes; Diversisporales; Diversisporaceae. The record is from the annotation of a GenBank genome assembly.
AUGACUCCUGAGAUAUCUUCUAAGGAAGAAAAUAUAAUGCCAAAGGAAUCAGAUCUAGAUUUGUUACUGGCUACCUUCCUCGGUGUAGUAUUUGGUGCAACUAUCGGUUAUUUUGUUAAUAAUUAUUAUAAUAUUUGCCCAUAUGAAAUCAAAUACUUGGAACUUAUCAAAGAAUAUGUCAAAGAAUAUAUAUCUUCUUUAAUAAAUGUUAUUAUAAAUGAUAUUACAAAUGUUGUUUGGGAAAGAAGCGAUUAUUAUUUCAAAAUUUGGGAUGUUCUCGCCAAUCUGGAUCCUAUUUACAGAGGACUUAAUCACAUAAAUUGUUUAUCUGUUGAUGUUGUUGGUAAUCCGAAUUGGCAAUUCAUUUGUAGUUUAUGGGUGACAAGUAUAAUUUUUGGUUGGAUUAUUUUCAUUAUUUAUUUAUUAUCAACAUUUGUCGCAUAUCAAGCUUCCAAAGAAAAUUUCAAAGGUCUUAAAUCAGGAAUUCGUGGAGCGGAAUUAGAAAAAUUGGAAAAAUUGGAAAAAGAAAUUUCUCAACCCACUCAAUUAUUAUUACAAAGUGGUUUACCUGAUCAAGGAAUUCCUUUACAAAUUGUACUUCCUCAAAAUACUUAUCAACGAUAG